This is a messenger RNA of Esox lucius (northern pike), 3058 nucleotides long. RefSeq names its product 5'-nucleotidase domain containing 2 (gene nt5dc2). Gene Ontology annotation, molecular function: 5'-nucleotidase activity. The coding region runs from base 410 to 2212 and encodes 600 amino acids. The record is from RefSeq and is a predicted model, not a curated record. The transcript is spliced from 14 exons. NCBI's taxonomy places the organism in Eukaryota, Metazoa, Chordata, Actinopteri, Esociformes, Esocidae.
GAAUAGAUGGAAUACAAGGACUGGGUGUGGAACUCUAUGGAAGGGAAAUUGACCCCACUGAGCUAACGUGGUUACUUUCACGUCCAGUACCGGAUCUAAUAGUGCUGGAAAGAAUACAGAAAGACGGAGGUUUUUUUAGUCAAGUUGGUAAGAAGGGUUUAGUCCCUCCAUGUCUCAGACCCACACUCCAGUACAGCAGAUGGCGCUAAAAAAACAGUGAAGUUGGAUGGCAACCCCACCGAAGAAGUAGUUGAGCAUUGAGUUCCGUCUCUUGUUUGUGCAAGCAAUUUUUUUGCAAUAGUGUCUAGCGCGUCAGUUUGGGCUGCUGUGUAGUGUACAUCAUCCACUUUGCUGCGCAGUCUUAAUGAGAUAGUGUUCUGAAGAUACUUUUGACAAUUGACAGGUAGUAAUGUCCUGUACAAUCAGAUCGUUUUGUACUGCGUUAAGGCAGACUACUAAGCCGAAAUCGCUUUGCAAAGUUUUAAAAACUUCGGUCGCGUCUGUUAGUAGCGUGGCAUCUAGUCCGACGACUCAAAUAGGACAAUGCUGCGAAAACGGACAAAGCUGUGGAUCAAAUUCAGGUUUCCUGCAUGCAACAUCGCCAGCCAUACCAACUUCUCCAUCACCCGCAAAUCACACACAAGUAGUGGGCAAGAAACGAAAAGAGUUGUCGCCUGCAUUGUCUGAAAGGGCAUUAACCACAACACCCAGUAUAGAUUCCAAGACUUACCUUUGGUCCAGGUAUAAUGAAAUGAAACGACUUGUGCAUGAUCUGAUUCCUCCAGGUGUAUGUAACAUACUGAAUCCCUCCACCAUCUAUGCCAACAAUGAGGUUGAUUUGGACAAAGUGGACAUCUAUGGCUUUGACUAUGACUACACGCUUGCUUUGUACUCCAGCGCUCUGGACAGAAUGAUCUACGAUAAAGCUCGAGAGUUCCUGGUCAAACACUACAAGUAUCCAGAGGGUAUUAGCAAGUAUGACUAUAUUCCCAGCUUUGCUGCACGCGGUCUUCACUAUGACAUUCAGAAGGGACUUUUGAUGAAAAUAGAUGCCUUCCAUUACAUCCAACUGGGGACUGUAUAUAGGGGUCUGAAGCCUGUCCCAGAUGAGGAGGUUUUGGAGCUUUAUGGUGGAACUCACCAUGUCCCUCUUCAGGAAGUCAGUGGCUUCUAUGGAAAGGGUCCUGUGAUGAAGCAGUUUAUGGAUGUUUUCUCCAUCCCAGAGAUGACGCUGUUGGCAGCUGCCAAUGACUACUUCAACUCCAAUGGAAUUGAAUAUGACCCAGGGCAUCUCUUCAAAGAUGUUUCAGAUGCCAUUGGAAUGGUGCAUAUCAAAGGCUACAUGUACAAGUGGAUAAUGCAAGACUUGGAGAAAUACAUCAUCAGAGGAGAUGAGACGUAUGCAGUUUUACACCGUCUGGUCAGCCAGGGCAAGAAGCUCUUCCUUAUAACCAACAGCCCUUUUAGCUUUGUGGACAAAGGGAUGAAAUACAUGGUAGGAAAGGAAUGGAGAGAUUUCUUUGACGUUGUCAUUGUUGAAGCUGACAAACCACACUUCUUCAACAACUGUGGCAAACCUUUCAGACGUUUGGAUGGCAACGGAGACCUUCAGUGGGACAAGAUCAGGAGCUUGGAUAAGGGCCAGAUCUACAAACAGGGCAACUUGUUUGACUUCCUCAGGCUUACAGGAUGGAGAGGAUCCAAGGUGCUCUACUUUGGAGACCAUCUGUACAGUGACUUGGCAGACCUGAUGCUGCGUCAUGGCUGGAGGACAGCGGCCAUAGUGCCAGAGCUGGAGAUGGAGACCAGGGUGGUGAACACAGAGCAAUACGCACAGAGCCUCACCUGGCUGCAGGCCCUCACCGGUUUAUUGGAACGCAUGCAGAUGCAUCGAGAUCUAGAGUCUAAGGAAGUUCUGCAGGAUUGGUUGAAGGAGAGAGAAGAGCUUCGAGCUGUGACAAAGAACCUGUUCAACCCUCACUUUGGCAGCAUUUUCCGCACCUGUCACAACCCCACCUUUUUCUCCCGUCGCCUGUGUCGCUUCUCUGACCUCUACAUGGCAUCCCUCAGCUGUCUGCUUAACUACGACCUCUCCUACACCUUUUACCCCCGUCGCACCCCUCUGCAGCACGAGGCACCCCUGUGGAUGGACCAGCUUUGCACUGGCUGCAUGAAGACUCCCUUCCUGGAGGAGAUGGCUCACAUCCGCUGAGAGGGCCUCACGGAGCUCUUGCAGACCUCAACCUUAACACGAAGAGGCAGGAACUGAGCCUAAGCCAAGAAUAAGGACCAUUGGGUCAUAGUGCACAGAACAUGCGUGCCAUCUCCAGGGUUGUAGUAGCAAAAUGUAGAAAUAUCUGGCUAUUGAGGUGACCCAUUAUCCCUUUUUAGGCCAGGAUAUUUGGUCAUGUUUAGUUACUUUUUAGGUUAGUUUUCUUUAGGUUGUAAAAACAUGACUUUAUAGACAACACAUGGUGUGAAAUCUGUUACUUUAUUACUUUUUCCCUUAUUUUACCAUUGUAGCCUUUUCAAUGUAAGACUGAUACCAUGUAGAGACAGAUCUUAUGGCCUUAUCUGUUUGAGUACUUAAUCUUGAAUAGGCAAAUAGUAUUAGCUGUUACUUUCUGAGAGUAGCUAAGUUGCAUUAAAUGUGUUGGGUCAUUCUUAAAUUGGUAGUUUUGUCCUGUAACUUUGCAACCAUGGAUACAACUACAAAGACAAAUAUUAUACAACAGCUGUCUUUGUUGAUACUGAACUCUUUAAACGCACAUGCUUUAUACCACAACUCAAAAACCAAAUGAGCAUUUUAAACAAUACGUUUUUACUUUAUCUUGAAAUGGAGGAGAGGUUAAUUUUCCAUGUGUCAGCAAUUUUAUUCAGCAAGGGAUUAGGACAAGUUUCCAUUUGCUGCAGAUGGAUCAUAGGUGUCUGAGGGUGAGAUGUCAUCGCGUUCUAUGAGUGCGAUGUCGUUUCACUGUUCUGACUUGUGAGUCUGCUAUUAAGUGAUUCAUGUAAUCCAAGGAAAAGUUCCAAUAAAAUCAUAAUGCCUUGUGAAAGU